AUGUGUGCUGCCUAUAGUCCUCAUGUGUCUUCUGUAGUUGAAGAAUAUAAACAAUGUGAAAAGUCACACACUGUUGUCCCUCAGAGAACACACACAAGAGAGAAACCUCAUGAAUGUAACGUGUGUCGAAAGUCUUUCACCAAGAAAUCAAAGCUUACUGUCCACCAGAGAACACACACAAAAGAGAAACCUUUUCAAUGCAACAUUUGUGGAAAAUCUUUCACCUGCAAGGCAUAUCUUACUAGCCACCAGAGAACACACAAAGGAGAGAAACCUUAUGAAUGUAACAUGUGUGGAAAGUCUUUCGCCAGGAUGGCAUACCUUACUGUCCACCAGAGAACACACAAAGGAGAGAAACCUUAUGAAUGUAACAUGUGUGGAAAGUCUUUUACCAAGAAAUCAAACCUUACUGUCCACCACAGAAAACACACAGGAGAGAGACCUUAUGAAUGUAACCUGUGUGGAAAGUGUUUCACCCAGAAAUCAAAUCUUACUGUCCACCAGAGAACACACACAAAAGAGAAACCUUUUGAAUGUAAGAUUUGCGGAAAGUUUUUCCCCCACAAGGAAUAUCUUUCUACCCACCAGAGAACACACACAGGAGAGAAAAUUUAUGAAUGUAACUUGUGUGGAAAGUCCUUUACCUGGAAGUCAACCCUCACUGUCCAUCAGAUAACACACACAGGAAAGAAACCUUAUGAAUGUAAUGUGUGUGGAAAGUCUUUCACCAAGAAAUCAAAGCUUACUGUUCACCAUAGAACACACACAAAAGAGUAUCCUUUUGAAUGUAACAUUUGUGGAAAGUCUUUCACCUGCAAGGGUAACCUUACUGCCCACCACAGAACACACACAGGAGAGAGACCUUAUGAAUGUAACCUGUGUGGAAAUGUCCACGAAAUGGAGGAUAUGAUUAAGACCUGCCAGGUAAGUCCAGAUGAAUGUCUGUGUGAAGUAGCAGUCACAAAUAGUAACAGUGGAGGAAAAUGUGAGAUUAGUAACAACUGCUAUUAUGAGCGCAAAACAUAA
Messenger RNA from Dipodomys spectabilis (banner-tailed kangaroo rat), 1026 nucleotides. RefSeq names its product zinc finger protein 33B-like. The transcript is spliced from 3 exons. Gene Ontology annotation, biological process: negative regulation of transcription by RNA polymerase II. The record is from RefSeq and is a predicted model, not a curated record. Lineage: Eukaryota; Metazoa; Chordata; Mammalia; Rodentia; Heteromyidae. Bases 1 to 1026 code for a protein of 341 amino acids. Gene Ontology annotation, molecular function: DNA-binding transcription repressor activity, RNA polymerase II-specific.